Molecule: messenger RNA, 4369 nt
Organism: Schistocerca serialis cubense
Lineage: Eukaryota; Metazoa; Arthropoda; Insecta; Orthoptera; Acrididae
Exons: 5
Coding region: 69-1328 (419 amino acids)
Source: RefSeq, a predicted model, not a curated record
GUUGAGCAUCCCUUAUUUCGCUAGCUUUAGACGCCUGUUUUCAUGUCGCUUUUUGUUGCUUUAUUGCAAUGGAUGUUACAAGUGAUGCUGGUUGUAGGGAGGCAAGCUGCUGUAAAAGAAAAAGAGCUUCGAAUUCGUGUGAUGAACGACGGAACCAAGGAGUUUCGAUAACUGUUGUGACUCUUCAUUCGAUUCUGGACGAUAAUUCGCGUUUAUUUGAAUUUCUGAAGAGUUCUGGUGUUCUUGCUGAUAAGUACAUAUGCGCUAGAUGCCUUAAGCCCAUGUCCUGUGUCAAGGUUCCAACAAAAAGAUCUAGUGAUGGGCUCAUGUGGCGCUGCCGAAAAGACAAAGUGUGGAGGUCAAUUCGUAAAGGCACGUGGUUUGAGAAUGCUAGGGUUACCAUUAGAGUUAUUGUUCUGAUGACAUACUGUUUCUGUGUACGCAAGUCUGUUUUAUCUACAAGUCUCCUGGCAGGAGUGAGCGAGACUUCUGUCCUCGACUGGUUUUUAUCAUGUAGGGAAAUUUGUUCAGCGUUGGUGAAGAAGAGAGGAAAAAUUGGAGGCCCAGGAGUUGUAGUUGAGGUGGGCGAAUCGCCAUUUGGAAGUGUUAAGAAUCAUAUGGGAAAGUAUUUACCAGAACUUUGGGUUUGGGGAGCUGUCGUUUGUGGGAAAGAACGUGGCGAACUAGUUUUGAAUGUGGUCGAGAGGAGAGAUGCAAGGAAUUUGCGAUGUCUUAUCGAAGAACACGUCGAGGAUGGGACUGUUAUAUGUUCAGACAAAUGGGAGAGUUACGAGGAUGAAGGGGAAGUGGACCUAGAGACUUUUGCAGCCGAUCACAAUUACCAGUUUCGGAAUAAAGUGGUUGGUAUCAUGGAGCAACAUUGGGAUGAAGUAAAAAGACUUGUUGGGAGAGGGAAGAGGCGCCGCAGUGGUUUGCAAAACCAUUUGGAUGAAUACGUUUGGAGGGAAAGUGUGUUUGGACACGAGUGUGUGUUUAAUUCUUUCUUGCAGAGUGUUGGAACACUUUAUGUUCCAUUUGUAGCAGACCCUGCAGUGGUAGUAGAAGGUACUACACCAGUAGUAGAAGACGUUACACCAGUAGUAGAAGAUCCUACAUUAGCAAUAAAGGACCCUACGCCAGCUGCCGGGAGGACUCUACCGACAGCAGUAAAUGAAUACCCUUUGCUGGCUGUGGCAGAUCAAUCCUCACCAGUUGCAGCUGCAGUGCAGCCAAAGGAGAGACCUGCGAGGCACAGGAAACGUGUUGUGCGUGAGGGUUCUUGGUAUCCCUCAACCCGUGAUCUUCACAUUGCAUACCUAGAAGAUUAGCACGAGGUUGUUGUUGAAGGGCUGACGUGGCUGCGAUGCUGUUUAAAUUGAGUAUAUGGUCAAAGACUUGCUACAAUUGGUUGGUCUUAAACUGUGUGGAGCAUUUUGUGCGUUGGCUCUUUCCUCGUUUGAACUGUCAGACUGCCAGCAUAAUGAAGACUAGGCAACUUUGUGGUUUUAAAGCUUCUCGGGGUGGCCAAUACUUUUAGUCCAGUGCAGUUCUCUGGCUCUACUAUCCCACAAGCAUAAGGAGCAUGGGUAUUUAGUAGAGCCUGCCUGCUGACCCGAAAGCAUAGAUUCUACAAAAUUGCAUUGACCCUGAAAAAUAAAUUUCACAUGUUUUUUCGGCAACGAAAUGACAAGAGAUAGCAAUAAAAAUAAAUCAGCCUGGGGACUUAACUAAUAAAAUAAAAUCAAUAUAAGCUGUUGAAAUGGGCUGACCUAAGGUAACUGAAAAUGGCUUUGGCCCAGGAGGAGAGAACUGAAGCCAUUUUGAUGUCUGGAGUGUGGAAUUUCUGCGUCAUAGUAGCAGAUUUUAACAACUGGCCCUCAGAAGCACCUCCAGGUUCGCAGUGCCCAAGAAGCCAUGUUAACCAAUCAGGAGAAGGCACAGAGUGUCCUGUGGUACCAUGAGACACGAUCACCAACCACAGUGCAGGAAUCCACCUGAUGUCGAGAGCAUUAAAGCCUGGUAUGAGAAGUUCAAGAACACAGGAUCGGUUGCUGACCUUCCGAGGUCUGGUCCACCGAGAACCUCAGCAGACAGGGUGGAAGCUGUAAGGCAGUCUUUUCUGCGAAGUCCGAAGAAAUCGGUGUGCAGGGCCUCGCGUUAAUUACAGAUGCCAAAAAGCUCUCUCCGUGACAUUUAUUGUUUCGUGCAUACAAAGUGCAAAUCGUUCAGGCCUUGUUGCUCAAUGACAGUAGACGUCGAUAUGACUUUGCGGUCGAAAUGCUAUCACGUAUUGAGGACGAUGACAGUUAUCUCAGACGAACUGCCUUUUCCGACGAAGCAACCUAUUUUGUCAGUGGAGUAGUGAAUCGCCAUAAUGUGGGCAUUUGGGGUUCACAACCCCCUGGCGAGGUCAGAGGCAGUCCAAAGGUGAAUCUUCGGUGUGCGCUAUUGCACGAUCGAAUUAUCGGGCCAUUCUUCUUCGCUGAGGCUACCGUCACAUCUGCAGUGUAUCUGGACAUGUUGCAACUGUAUGCUGUUCCUCAGCUGCUUCAGUAUCACCCCGAUGUCUUGUUUCAGCAAGACGGUGCACCGCCUCAUUGGGGUUUGGACGUCCGUUCAUAUCUCGAAAAGACCUUUCCCGGGUGAUGGAUUGGUCGUGAUGGGCCAACAGUUUGGCCUCCACGCUCUCCUGAUAUAACCCCAUUAGACUUCUUUUUAUGAGGUUAUGUCAAGGACGAGGUGUACCGAACACGUGUACCAGGUCUCGAAACCCUGCGGCAACGGAUAACCACAGUCGUCGAAUCGAUCCCUCCUGUGAAGUUGGCUAAUGUGUGGACGGAAAUCGAAUAUCGCCUAGAUGUGCUACAUGCUACUGAGGGUGCUCAUGUGGAAGUUUACUGCUGUGUGAAAAAAACUUUGAUAGUUUGUAAACAAUUAGACACCAGUUUCAUAUUUGUAUCUUACUUCUAGCCUGAGUUAUCAAGCUGUACUUUCUAAUACUGAGCUGAUUUGUGGAUACAAGAUUUUCAAUCUCUAGGAAAUUUAUUAUAUUUGAAUUCUGAAUAUGUUCUAGAAUACCGCAGCAAAUUGAUGUUUUGUGGGUCCAUUCUUUUAUCCUUUUUAGAUAAAAGUCACCUGCACUUUUUUUCCAGUCGUUUAGGAGUUUAUGCUGGGCGAGAGACUUGUGAUAAGUGAAAGCUAAGUAACGGGUCAAUGCUGUAGUGUACUCUAUGUAAAACAGAACUGGGAUUUCAUCCACAUCUGGCGACUUACUUGCUUUCGACUCUUUCAGUUGUUUCUCUACGGCAGGAAUGUUUAUUACUACACUGCCAAUACGGGAGUCUGUGUGACGGUUAAAUGACAGUAUAUGUGUACGAUUCUCCUGCACAAAUGAUUUCUUAAACACGGAAUUUAAAAUUUUGGCUUUAGUUUUGCCAUCUUCAACUGGCGCAGCAGACUGGUCGAGGAGCAACUGGAUCAAAGCCUUAGACCCAAAAAGUGAUUUUACACGGGACCAGAAUUUUCUCACCUUCUCGGCUAGAUCUCUCGCUAAGGUAUAAUGGUGGUAGUUGUCGAACACUUCGUGCGUAGAUCUUUUUACAGACACGUGAAUCUCUAUUAAUCUUUGCCUGUUGCCAUUUGUGCUCUCUCCUUUGAACCGAGAGUGCAACAGCCUUUGCUUCCUCAGCACUUCCCUUCCAAAUUUUGUUAUUAAACCCUGGUGAGUUUUUUCCAUUUGUAAUCCACUUACUACACACCUAGUUCUACAGAUCAUGAUUUACAAUAUGUUUAAACUUUGCCCAUAAUUCCAUCCAUCAUUCUGUAACUAAAUGAUUACAGUUCAUUGUCUAUGUGAGAUUCUAGCUGCUUAUCUGCUCUUCUUAGCAGAAAUACUCUCCUAGCCUUCUCGACUGAUUUAUUAACUUUUGUAACUACAGUCGCUAUAAUGACACCGUUAUUGCUAGUCCCCGUUUCUAUACUGGCACUGUCGAUGAAGUCCGGCCUAUUAGUUGCUACGAGAUCUUAAGAUAUUUCCAUUGUGUGUGGGCUGCUCCCCAAGACACUUUUUGGAAAACGUGUUCAAAAGUACUUCGGAAGACUGUCUGUCUGCAUCUCCCGCAAUGAAUCCACUGACGUCCCAAUCUAACUCGGUAGGUUAAAGUUACCUCCAGCAAGUACCGAGCAAGCCUGCGACAACAUUCCGUCCGAGGCAAUACGAGAGGAGCCUGUGACGACACACUGCCAGAAACAAUACAAAAGGUACAUCACUCUGUUCUGUUGUCACUGAUAAGCAUCAGUCAUUGUGAGGAUAUACCACCUCAAGUUUCACCUUAAUUUAUGUAACACUAAAAAAUUAUCUUUUAUAUCA